AUGUCCCUCCUCCGCACCCUCGAUCGGACCUCCGCAGUCUCCAAUACUCACGCCCGACCGUUUCUCGCGUUUCUAUACCCGCGGCUGGAGAGGAUCUCACCGAAAAGAAGCUUUUGUAACAAGGCAAUAAAGGAUGCCCCGCCUCCAACGACGCAUAGUCGCCUCGACACCUUUUUCAUCCAGGCUUUGGUGCGGGCGGGCUCAUGUCCCAAGCAUGCAAAGCAAAUUUCGACAUUGAGUGGACAUGAUUCGCAUUCGGUUAGGCUACAUAGAGGGGGUCAAAAGAGCACAUGGCGCAAACCCGAGAGCAGAGGGUUCAAGAAAAGAGUGGGGGGUAAAGGACCGCUCGACAAAGUUAAGAAUUUUGCCGAGAAGGAGCUACAGGCGCUGGUGGACUACUAUGGCAUGGAGUUGGACACGCGACCUGACGAAGACCUUCCGGACGCUGGGAGCCUGGUUUGGAACGUAGGAGAUGACCACGAACCCUGGCCACUCCGCGACAAGGCGGAUGCUGUACAUAUCAAGAAGUUGGAGAAGCUGCUCGAGGAUGACGAAGCAUCACAUGAUGAUGUGUUCGAUACGUACAAGAAGCUUCCGUCACCCGGUGUUGUAUAUCUUAACAUUGGGCUUAUACGAUCACUACUGCACCACCUCGCUAUCGUCCAACGCCCCACACCCAUCGCAAUGCAGCGCUUUCUUUCUAUACUAGACGAUAUGAAGACUGCCCACAUACACAUUAUUCGGUCAGAGUGGACAUCAGCCAUACACCUCGCUGGACGCGCCAUGGGUAAAGUAGGCUCAGACGAGCUUCAGUCCGCCCUUAAUAUCUGGCGGGACAUGGAACAACGAGCUGCCAUUAAAGGCAGAGACGUAACAUUCAACGUCCUUUUCAAUGUUGCUGUAAAAGCCGGGAGGUAUUCCCUAGCCGAAAGCUUCAUGAAGGAAAUGCAAGCCCGUCAACUCCCCAUGUUUCGCUACUGGCGCGUAACCCUCCUCUACUACUACGGUGUCCUACAAAACGGAAACGGCGUCCGAAAAGCCUACCAGGACCUCAUCUCCGCUGGUGAGAUAGUAGACACAGUCGUCCUCAACGCCGUCAUUGCCUCUCUAAUCCGCGCCGGUGAACCCCAGGCCGCCGAACAUGUCUUCGAGCGCAUGAAGCGUCUCCACGCCACCCGCAUUGCACCCGCCCCAGGCCACCGCUUCCUAAACCGCAACUGGCGCGACCGUCGCGCCCUCGGUCUCUUAUUCCGCGAAGAGUCCCGCAGACUCGUCAGAGAAGGGAGAGACGACGAGUUGAAGCGACUUCAAGAUUUCGCCCCUGUAGCCCCAGACUCUAGAACCUACGGCAUCCUCAUACGCUACUACGCCGCCACGGCCGGCAAUGUCGAUCGCGUCGACGAACUCCUCCGCGAAAUGAAAUUAAACUCCGUCCCUCUUGACGGUACCGUCUUCAUUGUCAUCUUCCACGGCUUCUCUGCCUUUGGUGGUGUGAGAUAUAGCUCCUGGACGAGUUCUAGACUAGAGAAGUUUUGGACCAUGUACCUGAAAGCGCUAGAUCAACAGCUCGAGCGUACCUGGUUAUCUAGUCUAGCGGUUAUCGCUGCACUCAAGGCGUUUGCGCGCUGUACAGAACCUGAAAGGACGAUUCGCGCAUGGGAGCAGAUUCGUGAGCUGUGGAAACCUGAUGAGGCGGAGUUGGAGACCGUUAUGGUUGUUUUGAGGGAGUUGUUGCCGCGGAGGGGGUUGGAGGGGGGUGAGGAUACGCCUUUUGUGAAUACAAUAGCAGGGUUUAUCUUCACUAUCGCCGCUGUCAAGUAUUUCACCCUAGUAAAUUAUAUCAAGACAGAAUGCGUUAUGCAAAAGAACUUCAGGAUCUAA
Molecule: messenger RNA, 1881 nt
Organism: Pyrenophora tritici-repentis Pt-1C-BFP
Lineage: Eukaryota; Fungi; Ascomycota; Dothideomycetes; Pleosporales; Pleosporaceae
Product: pentatricopeptide repeat protein
Molecular function (GO): protein binding
Source: RefSeq, a predicted model, not a curated record